Molecule: messenger RNA, 449 nt
Organism: Boleophthalmus pectinirostris (great blue-spotted mudskipper)
Lineage: Eukaryota; Metazoa; Chordata; Actinopteri; Gobiiformes; Gobiidae
Gene: dpy30
Product: dpy-30 histone methyltransferase complex regulatory subunit
Exons: 4
Coding region: 56-361 (101 amino acids)
Cellular component (GO): Set1C/COMPASS complex
Source: RefSeq, a predicted model, not a curated record
GACGUGACGUAGGCCCGGCUUCUCUCACGUCAUUACGUAAGCACCCACAACAAAGAUGGCGGACGAUCACACAGACGCGGAUCAGCCCAUGGAGACGCACACUCCAGUCUCGGAGAACCCUCACGCAGACUUCGGGCUCACAGACAGCCUGCAGAGGGCGCUGGACGGGGAAAAGUCUGGGGAGAAGAAACAGAAGGUGGACCUCCAGGCGCUGCCCACUCGAGCCUACCUGGACCAGACCGUCGUGCCCAUCCUGCUCCAGGGCCUGUCCGUGCUGGCCAAGGAGAGACCUCCAAACCCCAUCGAAUACUUGGCCACGUUUUUGCUGAAGAAUAAAUCUCAGUUUGAAGACCGAAACUGAACAUCCGCCUGGAAAUCUCCCGCUGUAGUCCUUUUGUCUUUAAUUUUUUUUACCGUCUGUAAAAUAAAAUAGUUUCCCAAUGUCCACA